GUGAGAGCUAGCUUUCGUAUUAACAGAGGACAGCUCUCUCCCCAACAACAGCGGCGGCCAAUGGCUCGGAAUUGUGAAUUCUACCACAGUGGAUCUACUAAACAUUGUGGUCAUAGAAUUCGACCCCAAAAAAGUGAUUCCAAAGAUAUUGACGACAAUCAUGUUGGGGUUGAUAUCAAGGGCAUCUACUCAAGAAUGCAAGAACCCUUAAUUGGUCAUGGCGUUAAUCUUUCCGCCGGCCAAGAUAUCACUGCAACCAUUCAGCAUGAUGCAAAAUCUGACAAAGUUGCUGUUUUUGUGUUCUCAACCGGAACAGGGGAAGGGAAAUUCUACAAUCCAGUGUUGAAUGUCCCUCUUGAUCUCUCCACACAACAUCCGGCCGAUGUUUUGGUGGGGCUCCGGAUUUAACCGGAAGAAUGCAGGAUUGGAAGCUGUCAAAUCCUGGGAUUUCAACAGUUUUGAGAUAAGGGUUAAAAAUUCAAUCCCUUUCUUUGGCUUUGGAUUUUGAUUCCCGUUCUUUGUUUU
Messenger RNA from Rubroshorea leprosula, 525 nucleotides. The record is from the annotation of a GenBank genome assembly. Lineage: Eukaryota; Viridiplantae; Streptophyta; Magnoliopsida; Malvales; Dipterocarpaceae.